AAAAUCUAGUUGCUUUUUUUUUAUAAAUGUUUUUUUCUUCUUAUUUAUUUAAAAUGACAAAAUUAAAAGUAUUUUAUAAUAACUGGAAUGAACGUCAACAAGCUUAUUACAAAGUGACAUUAGAAGAUCUGUUGAGUAAUAAAAUAACCUCAGAUAGCGAAUUAUUACAAAUGGAUUUUAAUGCGUUAUGCAAAAUAGUCAAAGUACCUAGACAGGUUAUACGUGCUUUUAUGAAACAAGUUGCAGUUGAUGUAGUAAAGCAAGAGCAACUUGAUGAUAUUGAUACAACAUCUGUUACUGAAGAAAAAUCAACUCCAGCCUAUUUACCUACAGGGCUUGAAAGUUUGGAUAAAAUGCUUUUGCAUGGAUUUCAAUUUGGACAGAUUAUCGAACUAUGUGGAGAAUCUAUUAAAGGGAAAAUAAAGCUUUUAUCGAGUCUACUUGUUUCUUAUGUAACAACUUAUCAAAUUGAAGGUGUUUAUGUAUUUAAUAGUACAGGCAUAUUAGAGCCUAAACCAAUGAGUGAACACUAUGAUCUAUCAAGUAUAUGGAUUCAAAUUGAAAUUACACAGACUUUUAGCUUACAAAGUCUAGUACAAUCAUUAGAAAAUUUGGCAGCACUUUUAUCAAGUUAUCAAGAAUAUCCCUGUUUAAUUAUCAUUGAUGAUCCUUCAAAAUUAAUAGAGCAAGAUUGGUCAUCUUCUUUAGUUAGAAUUCUUCGUGUUUUAUCAAGAAAGUUAGAUUGUUGUAUUGUAUUACUACAUCAUACCUCUUCAGAUGCAUUAGUUACGUCUAAUUCUACAACAGAAAUAUGGAAAACGGCAAUUGAUUUAAGACUUGAUUUUAUUAGUGAAGAAACGAUUCAACUGACAGAAACGCAAAAUGAAGUAUGA
Molecule: messenger RNA, 893 nt
Organism: Cokeromyces recurvatus
Lineage: Eukaryota; Fungi; Mucoromycota; Mucoromycetes; Mucorales; Mucoraceae
Exons: 6
Coding region: 27-893 (288 amino acids)
Biological process (GO): telomere maintenance; reciprocal meiotic recombination; DNA strand invasion
Cellular component (GO): Rad51B-Rad51C-Rad51D-XRCC2 complex; centrosome; replication fork
Molecular function (GO): single-stranded DNA binding; ATP-dependent activity, acting on DNA; four-way junction DNA binding
Source: RefSeq, a predicted model, not a curated record